CAUUCGUAAGCAUGUCAUACUCAGGGCCGCAAGCAGCGGUGCCCGCUAUUCGCGACAAUCGCGUGGAACGUGAAAUGCAACAGAAGACAGAAAAAAAGCAAUUAACUUGCCCUACAUAUGCCUGCUAGCAGCAGCAGCUACUACUGCUGAUGCAAUGCAUGAACUUUGCCGGUGUUCAGAUCAUCUCAUGCACCAAGUGAAGGGGUCGAAGGAGCAGAUUGCAUCCGAUAUCGCUAGAAGCAGUUUUCUUUCAUGUAUUUUUUUUCUCAUUGGGUUAAGGCGAAUUCUCAUGGUGAUUUGGAAUUGCAUCAGAGAGGCGAACAUGUACGGUGUGCAGGUGUGGGUGGAAGGGAAAGUUGGGUGGGUAUGGAAUCUGACCGUUAUUCAACCCGGGGUCCUGGAUAGGAUCAGGCCGGGGGAUAGGGAUGGUGGUGGUCAGCGGCAGACAGACACGUGAAUGCAGCCGACAAGUCUAAAUCUGAUUUCUCAUUUCGAAAUUUGCCAUCAGACAAGGAGAGGAGCAUCUCGGGCCUGCCGUGACUGGCGACGACCUCCAUUCCGGGUAAUCGCUCGUCUUGCGAUGACGAUGCCGAGUGGCCAUU
Messenger RNA from Aspergillus welwitschiae, 602 nucleotides. RefSeq lists its product as uncharacterized. The record is from RefSeq and is a predicted model, not a curated record. Lineage: Eukaryota; Fungi; Ascomycota; Eurotiomycetes; Eurotiales; Aspergillaceae. The coding region runs from base 155 to 457 and encodes 100 amino acids. The transcript has 2 exons.